This is a messenger RNA of Protopterus annectens (West African lungfish), 2181 nucleotides long. It is a transcript of the gene TXK, whose product is annotated as TXK tyrosine kinase. The coding region runs from base 122 to 1714 and encodes 530 amino acids. Gene Ontology annotation, biological process: peptidyl-tyrosine autophosphorylation; T cell receptor signaling pathway; B cell receptor signaling pathway. The transcript is spliced from 15 exons. The record is from RefSeq and is a predicted model, not a curated record. Lineage: Eukaryota; Metazoa; Chordata; Ceratodontiformes; Protopteridae. Gene Ontology annotation, molecular function: non-membrane spanning protein tyrosine kinase activity; protein binding; ATP binding.
UGUCUGUAUAUAUGCCUGAUUCAUAGCAUUUAGAAACUAGGGUGUACACCGAUGUUGCAAGUGAAAAACAGGAAAAAACUGGUCUGGAUUAUAUAUAUAGACAACAGCAACAACAACAAACAUGAUUCUUUCUACAUAUCACACAAUCCAGUCUGUGUUUUGCUGUUGUUGUUGCACGGUACAGAAAAGGGAGAUGACCACUCAUAUGAAUUUGGACCAUGCAGACCCAUUGAAUGAAUAUGCACUGCCAGAAGAACCUCUCUCAAAUUAUCCAUCUGUGAACAUAAGUCGAUCACACAGGGCAAAAACACAGCCAUCAAAAAGAAAACCACCACCCCCUCCUCCUCCUGAAACAGGAGAUGAUGGUGAGACAGAAGUCCAAGUUAUUGCUCUCUAUGAUUUUGCAGCUGAGGAAUUAUGUAACCUAGCACUCAGGAGGACAGAAGAGUAUGUAAUAGUUGAGAAGUCAGACCCUCAUUGGUGGAAAGCUAGAGAUAAAUGUGGGAAAGAAGGCUAUAUCCCUAGCAACUAUGUCACAGAGAAAAAGCUGGACAAUCUACAAGCAUAUGAGUGGUACUGUAAAAAUUUAACAAGAAGUCAGGCUGAAAACCUACUUCUGCAAGAGAACAAGGAAGGAGCAUUUAUUGUUCGAGACUCAAGUCAACAGGGAGUGUACAUUGUAUCUGUAUAUUCAAAGCCGAAAGGAGCAGACACUGGAAACAUCAGACAUUAUCAAAUCAAAGAACAUCCGCCAGGAGAAUAUUAUGUAGCAGAAAAACAUCAUUUUUUAAACAUUCCAGACCUUAUUCAUUAUCAUCAGCUAAAUGCGGCAGGUCUUGUAACACGACUUCGCUACCCAGUAGGACCACUUGGAAAGUGUAUUCCAGCAACUGCAGGAUUCAGUUAUGACAAGUGGGAAAUAAAUCCAUCAGACCUUACCUUUAUGAAGGAAGUGGGAUGUGGAGAAUUUGGAGUGGUACGCUUGGGAAAGUGGAAAGCCACACGCAAAGUAGCAAUUAAGGCAAUUAAUGAAGGUGCCAUGUCAGAAGAUGAUUUCAUUGAAGAAGCCAAAGUUAUGAUGAAAUUAUCACAUCCCUACCUUGUACAACUUUAUGGAGUAUGCACUCAGCAAAGACCUAUCUAUAUAGUGACAGAAUUCAUGGAAAAUGGUUGCCUACUAAACUAUUUGCGACAAAGACAAGGAAGGUUUGGCAAAGGGCAACUACUGAGCAUGUGUCAGAAUGUAUGUGAAGGGAUGGAAUAUCUUGAACAAAAUGGGUUCAUUCAUCGGGACUUGGCUGCAAGAAACUGCUUAGUCAAUGAAAAACAUGUUGUCAAAGUAUCAGACUUUGGAAUGGCAAGGUAUGUACUUGAUGACCAGUACACUAGUUCCUCCGGGGCCAAAUUUCCUGUGAAAUGGUCACCUCCUGAGGUAUUCCAUUAUAAUAAGUACAGCAGCAAGUCUGAUGUUUGGUCUUUUGGAGUAUUGAUGUGGGAAAUAUACACUGAAGGCAAAACACCAUUUGAAAACAUGGCCAAUCCUGAGGUUGUUGAUGAAAUAUCCAGGGGUUACCGCCUCUGUCGCCCGUUUCAAGCAUCCCAAACUGUGUAUGAAUUAAUGUACAGUUGUUGGCAUGAGAAGCCAGAAUGCCGUCCGGCCUUCAUAAAUUUACUGCAGUCUAUCAACACCAUAGCAGAGAGUAGACAUUCAUAAGAAUCCUACCACACUUUCAGUCAUCCUAUUUUCUAUAUGCCAUGGCACAGAAGGCCACCAGGUGUAGCCACUUGACUGUGCAAAUUAUCAGUCAACAGACAUUAUAAGCUGCUAAUAGCUUUAUGUGUAAAGCUCCUUAGGCCAGUGCAAUUCUUUUACUUCACUUUGGUUAGAGUAUUUGCAGCACCAAAUAUUUUUAAAUAAUCAAAGUAAGCUACAACUGCAAGAGACAUGUUGGGAAUGUUCGUAGAGCAUAUGUGUAAUCCGAAGAAUGUGCAUGCAAUCAACAUUUAUCCCAAACAGGCAUGAUCAGCACUCAUAGAUAUUCAACAAAGAAAAUGAAAAGGGAGCUAAUCACUGAAGCUGCCUUGCUUUACCUACAUCAAGUCAUCUUACAUUUCAGACCUCAAAGACUUUUUCUUUACUAGUGGAUGAAGAUUUUUCCAGUAAAACUCGGUACAUAUCAC